Molecule: messenger RNA, 1553 nt
Organism: Misgurnus anguillicaudatus (oriental weatherfish)
Lineage: Eukaryota; Metazoa; Chordata; Actinopteri; Cypriniformes; Cobitidae
Gene: ttc4
Product: tetratricopeptide repeat domain 4
Biological process (GO): protein folding
Cellular component (GO): cytosol; nucleus
Molecular function (GO): Hsp70 protein binding; Hsp90 protein binding
Source: RefSeq, a predicted model, not a curated record
CAGCUGGUGGCGGUAAAGCGUUUCGGAUCUCUGUCAAGCAUCUAAAUCCCAGCUGCUUGUUUCAGCCAUGUGGUGGUACUUUACUGUUUAUGAACAUGACAACAGCGUUAUGGAGUUUUAAGUUUAACCCAGCUAGUCUUUUAAACACGGCUUUAUAUUAAAACGCAUCCGUUACGGCUGUUAUUCUAGCAGUAGUUACGCAUACGUCAUUCGUUUAAAGAGAAAAGCAUGGCAGCACCGGACAGUGAUGAUGGUAUGGAUGAAUUUAUGGAGACGUUUAAGACACGGAAAUACAAAAAUGCGUUUAAUGAAAGCAACUGGGAGGAGGAGUUUGAUAAAGUGCCAAUGUUCAUGAAGACGGCUCCAGAGGAGAUAAAUCCAGAGAAACAUCCUGAUCUUGCCUGCAUUCAGUCUAUGAUCCAUGAUGAUGAAAGGACACCUGAAGAGCAAGCCAGGAGUUUGAAGGAUGAGGGGAACGAGUACUUUAAGGAGAAGAACUAUAAGAAAGCUGUUGUGUCCUACACAGCAGGAUUGAAGAAGAACUGUGUAGACCUGGAACUCAAUGCUGUUCUAUACACCAAUCGUGCAGCUGCGCAUUUCUAUUUAGGUAACAUGCGAUCAUCUUAUAAUGACGCCACAGCUGCUAAGAAACUAAAGCCAGACCACAUUAAAGCCAUUUUAAGAGGAGCACAGUGCUGUAUGGAGCUACGUAAUCAUGCAGAAGCAUUGGAGUGGUGUGAUGAGGGUCUCAGGCUGCUCCCCACUGACAAAAAACUACUGGAGCUGAGAGCCAAAGCAGACAAGCAUAAGAGAGAAGCAGAGAGAGAUGCCAGAAAAGCACAAAUUAAAGCGAAGAAGGAAAAGAAUGAGAGGGAAGCAUUGUUAGCUGCCAUUAAGGAGCGGGGCAUUAAACUCCUAAAGCCCGAGCCAUCACAACACAGAGCUUCAGAUGGUGAGGAUGAUGAUGGAGGUUCAUCUAGAGCUCUCGCUGAUCUGGAACUUGAUGGAAUCGGAUCUCAGGAGGCCACUGGAGCUCGUGUUUAUAUGGAUGAGCAGGGUCUCCUUCACUGGCCAGUGUUGUUCCUCUACCCUGAGCAUAGCCAGACUGACUUUAUAUCUGCUUUCUGUGAAAACUCCAGCUUUAUAGACCAUUUGGCAGUCAUGUUUGGUGAAGAACUGCCUCCAUGGGAUACAGAAAGAAAAUAUCGGCCACAAAAUCUACAGCUGUUCUUUGAGGAUCAUGAAAAAGGAAACCUUUAUCAAGUUGAUCUUGAAAAGUCCCUUCUUAAUGUUCUUCAGAACCAAAGGUGCACUGUGAAGGCAGGAACCCCUAGCUUCAUCGUGUUGGUAUCAGGCUCUCCAUUUUGUAAGCAGUAUUUAUCAGGAAAAAAGGUCCAGAGACUGAAAUGAUUUUCUGUUUCAAUCCUAAAAAGAGACACUGGCUAUAAAUUAUCUUGUAUGGAUAUUAAGGACGUUUCUGCUCACCCUACUCCUUGAGAUUUACAGUUUAAUAAACCGUAUCCCACCUGUUUUACAUAGGUGAUUUUUGUAAA